AUGUUCUUUUCACACUUAUCGAUAAGUCAACGGUUAGGAGAGGUUUCUAUUCAAAAGAAACAGAGACAAUUGCAAAAAAUUAUGACUGAAGAUUUUUUUGGUGUGUAUUGUUUAAUAUCACAAAGUCCUUUAAAAGAAUAUCAAGGCAAAUGUUAUAUUGGUUUCACAGUGGAUCCUAAUAGAAGGAUACGUCAACACAACAGAGAAUUGCUUGGUGGAGCUAAAAAAACCAAAAAAAAUGGACCUCAUGACAUGGUAUGUAUUGUUGAAGGGUUUCCUAAUAAAAUAUUAGCUUUACGCUUUGAAUGGGCAUGGCAAAAUCCAAGUUUAAGUAGGAGAAUUAAGCAUUUAAAUUUAAAGAAAAAUUCUAAAGAGUCACAUUUUAAUUUUAAGAUACGUGUGUGUUGUACACUACUAAAUACAGCACCAUGGAAAAGGCUUGCAUUGUCUUUUCGAUGGCUCAAACCCGAAUACUAUAUUGAAUUUUCUGAUCCACAACCACCUAGACAUAUGCAUAUUUAUAAUGGACUUGUUAUUAAUAAUAAAAUUAUUAUACCUCAAGAUCCAUCUUUAUAUAUGCCUAUUCCUAAUUGUUACAUUUGUGGAUUACAUAUUAAUGCAGCAGAAACAUUAGUUCGAUGUAUCUCAAAAGAAGUUAAGUGUAAAGUUUGUUAUCAUAAAGUUUGUCUAGCAAAUUCAAUAUUGGAUGGUGAAUGUAAUCAUUUGAUACCAUUGAAAGGUAAAUGUUUAUCAUGCAAAAGUAAUUUUUUAUGGGGAGAUUUAAUAAGAGAUAGUGAAACAUUAGUAAAUAUGGAGGGCCUUAAACCUUCAAUGGAUGAUGGUAGCAAAAAAAUAUUAGAAGGAAAUUUUGAACGUAUUCAAUAA
Messenger RNA from Strongyloides ratti, 885 nucleotides. Its product is annotated as Structure-specific endonuclease subunit SLX1 homolog. The record is from RefSeq and is a predicted model, not a curated record. Gene Ontology annotation, cellular component: Slx1-Slx4 complex. Gene Ontology annotation, molecular function: crossover junction DNA endonuclease activity; 5'-flap endonuclease activity. The coding region runs from base 1 to 885 and encodes 294 amino acids. Gene Ontology annotation, biological process: double-strand break repair via homologous recombination. The transcript has 2 exons. Lineage: Eukaryota; Metazoa; Nematoda; Chromadorea; Rhabditida; Strongyloididae.